Drosophila erecta is the source of this 410-nucleotide messenger RNA. RefSeq lists its product as uncharacterized. Bases 27 to 374 code for a protein of 115 amino acids. Gene Ontology annotation, cellular component: membrane; Ssh1 translocon complex. NCBI's taxonomy places the organism in Eukaryota, Metazoa, Arthropoda, Insecta, Diptera, Drosophilidae. Gene Ontology annotation, molecular function: transmembrane protein transporter activity. Gene Ontology annotation, biological process: post-translational protein targeting to membrane, translocation; protein targeting. The record is from RefSeq and is a predicted model, not a curated record. The transcript has 2 exons.
UUUAGUUCGAACGCUCGCACGAAAAAAUGUCAGGCGCAAAACAAGGAAAUCUAAAAAUGGAGCAACUGUAUGCUCGUCGCCGCAGAUACAAGAUCAAAAGUGCCAAGAGGGGUGUCUGCAAAUUCCUACCUGAUUUGAAGUGCAAAUCUCUGGGAGGCAUUGGACACAAGAUAAAGGAUCUGCUGACCUCGUUGCUUCCGUCCUCGGAUUUCUAUAAGAACUCGCUGCGAUUCUACAAGCGCUGCACAAAACCAGAUCGUCACGAGUUCCAGCGCAUUAGCAUUGCCAUUGGCGUGGGAUUCCUCAUCAUGGGCUUGAUUGGAUUCGCCGUUAAGCUGAUGCACAUACCCAUAGUCAACAUCAUCAUGGACUGAGGGAUAGAGCUCUAGUGGAAAUAAAGAUUCAAUUCC